AUUUGUCGUGGUUUGUAGUCGACGCGUUUUUUGUUGGUAAGCAGAAUCGCACCAAUACCUCCAUCCAUGAAGCGCACAAAGUCAUUUGGUUCCUUCCUUACUCGGCGCGGCCGCACCGCUGCGGCCGCGGACGUAGAGGAGCCUGCAUCAAAAAAAGGCGAUACUGCGGAAGACGCAGGGGCUUCCAGCUCUUCCGCGGAGCAGCCCUUUUCCAGCGCAGCAGCAACGGAGCCUGUAACUGCAUUAAAGUCUACGAGCAAAAAAAAUUUGAAGAAAAGCAAAAGCGCAGCGGGACUUACGGGGGCCGCAUCUGGAAGCAGGAAACCAGGACGCUCAAGCUCUCUCGCGUCUUUUGCGAAAAAUGUCCUGAAAUUCCAGCCCGUGCAACAGGAGCAGUUUCUGGUCCGGGUGACGGUGACCGAUUCCUCGUUAGAACACGUGGAGAAUGUCAAGGUCUUUUCCUCCACUUCCAUGGCAAAGGAGGUUUCCGCCACCGGUGGAAAGGCGCUGCCGCACCGAAUUCGGGACACAAAUACUGCAACCUACAACGGUCUGCGUGGAUGUCUGCACAUUCCUGGUUUUGAUCCGAUUGAAUUUUCCGCAGGGUCCGGGGCGGUUUCAGGUACUGAUAGUUUUGAUUUACAUUUAAUGUGCCAUUCUUGUUCUCUUCAGUCUCGGAUAGUUGCACAGUACCAAAGGCAAUGAUGGGCCGUGAGUAUGCUUCCGCAAAAGUAGAAGCUGCGACAGCAAGGCAUAAACUUGUUUCUAAAAAAACUACGUCAGGUGGCAUGUUUUCGCGCACGCGGUCCGGUAACCAAACGGCUUUCGUCGGUGAGCCCGGCCGUACGAAGUUCACCGCGCUCGGCGCACCAUCCUGGGAUUGGCGAGAUGCGUUUUCCGAGAAACCCGAAGAGGGGCACGCUGCGGAACUCGAAAUCUUCCCCUGCUGGCGUGGCGAUUUCGCCGACAUUGCCGACGCCGCUACGAGUCCCCCCCAGCGCUUGCUUCUGGUGAAAAUCCGGAAAGCGUCUGCAACGGAGCUGAAGCGACGGCUGCAGCUGCAGGCCAUGCGCGAGGCCUGCGACGAGGGCAAUUACGACAGCUUAGUCGCGCAAAUUGCGAAGGCGCGCGUGGUAUCAAAUGCAAAAAUGUCUGGGUCUGGAAAUUUGUGAUGCUAAAAUGUGCAAGAGGAAGUCACUUCCUUAUGCAGGAAAGCAUGACAAGGUUGCAGCGCGCCUUUUCAUACGAACUCCGCAUGAGAAGCUGCGUUUUUGUAUGACAUAAGAGGCUACCACUGUUCUUGGUCAUGCAAUACAGAUUUCACAGGAAUGCAAGACCAGCAUUACAAGGUCCAACGUUCCAGACCCAGACAUUUUUGCAAUCCAUACGUGGCGGGUUGCCUGCUCGCCGACAUCGACAAGGCCGAGAUGGUAUCCUGUGCAAAAGUAUCGUACUCGUAGUAAUUGCUAUCAUGCAUGACAAAUAUCCCUUUUUGGGUAAAUCAGCAUUACAAAUUCCAUUUUUCUUCUUGAAAAAAUUUGUGAUGCAAUUUAUACUAGUACGAUACUUUUGCAAUGCAUAGAUGGUGGUGAAAAAGUUGAAAAGUGAGGGGAAGCACGUGAACGAGGGCUGCAGCCACGAGGCGUUGCGGGAGAUGAUGCAGUGGGACAAGGUGACGUCGACGAAGCCGGCGAGUCUGGUAAAGGAAGAGGUCGACCACUUGCCGGAUAACUCGGCUAACAUGGUUUUUGUCGCGAAAACGCCUAGCAUCGCCGCGGCUUCUACCACAGACGCGGCCUCCGCCUCGUGCACUGCCAGUGUCGCGGACGAGAGUUGUGCGACUACUGGUUCCGUUCUUGCCGAGGGGGAAGAAGUAGAGCCACCGGGAACCUCCAGCGCUGUGGUCGAAUCAUCCGAGUCCGUAACUGCUGCAGCAACAGAGGCGCCGGCGGACGAGGCGGAAGCAGCCGCGUGCUCCUUUACGCUGAAGAAGCUGAAGCCCGGCAGUGUCGAGGGGGCGAACCAUCCGCCGGACUACUACAACACUAUCUUGCGCGACAACACACCUUGCACUGCAAGUGCGAACUGUGCCUGCAACGUACACGAGAAUCCAGGCGAAGUUUUGGAAUUCAUUCCAAGUACAGGAUAAUUUGCUUCCGUAGGUUCUUCAUGCUGAAGAGGGUUAAGUCAUGACGUGCCUACCUGCGCUUGCUCCACUGGGGCGCGAUAGCACUCUAAUGGAUCUGUCUUGAACUCUUUUUCUGAUUUCAACAUUGAUCGACUAGUACAGUACUGAUAAAGAGUCUUGAAUACCAAAAUCGACUUUGACUUAACAUCGGAUCUAAGUACAUCAUGAUUAUGACAUCCACCAGAUGCGAUCCAAGAUUGUCUCGGGAAGUGGUACGGCAAGAACGCAGACGAGAUUCUGUUCCGGGAGCUGGUCGAGUCCGCCCUGGCGGUGGAGGAGGGUUCCGUCUGGAAGGCGGGUGGGAAACUGAUCUUUUCCGCCUUCGACCGUAACCAGAGCAUGGUGGCGCUGCAGCGGCAGCUGGAGCGGGCUGGGCGCCGGAAGUGCGCGGACAUGAUGCUGAAACUGUGCGCGUACUGCGAAAAGAAGUACGCGCCCGGGUACGUGACCGCGGUGCAGUGCAACUUUCAUCCCUCCCCAAACUCCUAUCACGACCAGCACCGCGACAUUUACAGUGGCAAACAGCGCGCCGGCCCGAACUGCACGUGCUCUUUCCGCGAGUGUGUCGGCACGGUGUGCUUUUCGCUGGGUAGCAGUCGGGUUUGCACCAUGGAGACGUUGACGGACGAAUUUUCGCACUUGCUUCCCUGUGGGGACAGUUGCGAGGGGAGGACGGAGCGCGUGUGGCUGCACAGUGGCAGUUCCAUGUACUUCAACGCGGAGUGGAACGCAAACCACAACCACGGCAUCCCCAAAAUGGACCAAGAUUGCGGGCCACGGAUCAGCAUCGCGUACCUGAUGGGAGCGAAGUAGCGGUCGGGUACUGAAAUACGAGGUGAAAAAAUGUACAAAGUUCUGAAGUAGAAGGAAAAAUGAAUAAACCAGUUUUCUCGACUAUCGAGGAGGUGGGAUGCUUGAGUUUCAGUUCCGCACGUAUUGAGAACUCAAGAAUAGACUUUUAUCAAUUUCUUAGCCACGUAUGUUUCUGUAUCUUGUUUCGCUUUCUGCGAAAGAACAGAACAGGUACUAAGCCUAAUCAAUGUAGUUUCACGACACGAAAAGUAGUACAACCAGCAGUUACUAGCAGCAGCUGCACUACGGACUGGUUUGAAAAACACUGUCAGUGUCAGAACUGGAAAUGCACAGAGGAGCUUGUAGAUUUACCUUUGCGAGAUGAUCACCAAGAGGACUGACGGUGACGGUAAAAACUUCGAUCUUGUAGAUUCACGUUGAUGCUGCUAUCAAACAU
Molecule: messenger RNA, 3437 nt
Organism: Amoebophrya sp. A120
Lineage: Eukaryota; Dinophyceae; Syndiniales; Amoebophryaceae
Source: the annotation of a GenBank genome assembly